Cordyceps fumosorosea ARSEF 2679 is the source of this 1500-nucleotide messenger RNA. RefSeq lists its product as hypothetical. Bases 1 to 1500 code for a protein of 499 amino acids. Lineage: Eukaryota; Fungi; Ascomycota; Sordariomycetes; Hypocreales; Cordycipitaceae. The transcript has a single exon. The record is from RefSeq and is a predicted model, not a curated record.
AUGAUCAGCAUGAUGCUCUGGACAGCUCUGUCCUUGUCUGCCGCAACUACGCACGGCGCUGUUGUUCCCCGACAAGACGGGGGUGACUUUGACUUGGCUGGAGUUAUCCUACAAUCGACUAUUGUUCAGCGCCAUCUCACGAGCACCAAGAAAUUUAUGGGCAAGGAGUUUCCUUACUCAGAGGGCCAGAUGGAGGCUUCGAAGAACGCCCUUGGGGCCACGUUCAAGGACAACUAUGAUCACCUUGCGGAAAAGGAGCGCAAGUGCUUGUAUGUGCGCAACUCUUUCUCGAAAGAGGCCACACAAUCGUUCUUUGACGUCGUCCCCAAUGUCGAUGCUCCUGACACUAUCACUGAGGAUAAACCCAAAACGGGAACAAUCUCCACAUCCAAGGCGAUUAUCAACACGGAGAGGCACGGAUGGAACAAGGAAGAGUCGUCAGAGAUCGGCGGCUCGGUCACGGUGGGCGUACAGUCAGGAAUCAGCUUUUUCUCUGCUUCUCUCUCGGCCACCAUCUUCGGCAACCAGCGCACGGCAGGAGGCAAACACGGCGAGGCCUCCAAGCAGACUGAAUAUACAGUCACCAACACAGAGCCGUACGAGUGCCCGGAGAAUAGCAUCUGCCGACACAUCACCUGGACGUACACCAGGACUCUCAGGGGAAAAUGCUUCACCACCCCCUACUACGAUGCCCAGUGCUCCAACAGUCAGCACUCGAAAAACAAGUUUGAUCUCGCGCUUUUUGGCCUGUGCUCGCCAUCAUCCAGGUUCGGUAAGGAGUUCUACACCUUCAACGACACCGCGGUCGAUAGCACACUUCAAGGAGAGCUUAACAACAAAAUAACCGGGUAUGGCCCUGAUAACCAGGGGAUCAAGAUGCCAAAGCCCGAGAUCAUCGCAUCCCGCAAGUUUGAGGAGGACUGCACCUUUACGUACGUGCUGCGCGACAAGAGCGGAAACCCCGUCCGUGCCAUGGCAAGCAUCAUCGAGAGGGACAACAAUCCCCUCAUCCCGCAGGUCAAGGUGACCAAGGUCCCCAAGGCGGUCAAAUGGGUCGCGGCAGAGGACGGAAAGAAGAUGUGCGAGCUCGAGAACGGCUGGUACUGGAUGCCCGGCGACCAGUGGUACAUCCCCCCCGCCGACGAGGAUAGCCCUGACGAGUGGGUGCGUCGCGCCGAGUUGCCCGAACCCGUGGACCUCAAGAAGAACUGCCCCAAGAAUGGCAAAGUCGCGUCCAAGAGAGCCCUGUCCGGGAGAGCCCUGCCACCCCCCAACAACCUCGGCGAGGAUCCCGCCGAUGACCUCGUUGAGAUGAAGAUUAUCCAGGACGACAUGCCUGCCUUUAUCAAGGAGUUGGAAGAGAGUAACAGCGAGGGCUUCGUGGCAAACACUGUUGACGAGAAAGCACAGCUCGUCCGCCGUGAAGGUUGGACUUAUUGGAAGACCCAUACCUUUGAAAAUUGCUUGGGCCAGAGUAUUAAGCAGAAUGGCAAAGCCUAG